Molecule: messenger RNA, 2328 nt
Organism: Saxophila tyrrhenica
Lineage: Eukaryota; Fungi; Ascomycota; Dothideomycetes; Mycosphaerellales; Extremaceae
Exons: 1
Coding region: 1-2328 (775 amino acids)
Source: RefSeq, a predicted model, not a curated record
AUGGCUGGUCGGUCGGGCGGGGAGAAGAAGGAGGAGGAGGCUCCAGCUUCUCCAUCAGACGGUCCAGAUGCAGACGGCCCGGAUGCAGAGGCUCCAGAUGCAGAGGCUCCGGGUCCAGAAAGUCCGGAUCUGAGCUACUACAUGCAGCCUGAAGAAGAUGAAGACGAGCAGCCGCAAGUACCCGCUGUCGUCGACGCAGACGAGGAGGCACAGGCAAGUCCCGAUCACCCGAAUGAAGAAGGCUCACUCGAUACAGCAGACACUUGGUCAGUCAAGUCGGCCUUCUCCGAUAGCUCCAGCUCGGACGAAGAGGAUGCUGGCGAAGAGCAGUCCGGCGAAGACCAGUCUGCCGUCCAGACGCCGGCGGGGGAGACUGAAGACGCAGAAGACGACCCCUUCGCUGACUUCGACAGCACCACCACCCCACAGAUCGGCCAACAGCCCUUCGACGAGCUCUACGACGACGACGACAACUACGACCCCCAAACACCCGAGUCCGCCCUCCUCCGCGCCGCCGCCCAACGCUCCCCCGAAUCCCUCCAUUCCGGCGCUCUCCUCCCCUUCAAAGGCCUCGGCUACGACGACCCCGCGGGCGGCGCAGUGCUGAGACGGGACGUCGGACACCUACGCCGGGGCCGGUCGACGGCCGCGCCGAGUGGGGAUAGACGGGAGGUCGAGGCGAACAAGCGCAGGAACGGGAUGCCGAGUCGGUUGGCUGCGGAGGGUAGUGAUAGGUUGGCCGCGGAGCGGUAUCGAAUGGAGCUUGGGAUCCUGCGGGAGGACUUCAAGGAGGCGGAGGAGAUGGCGAAUCGAGCGCAGCGGUACAGAGACGAGCGGAACGGGGCAGCGGAGAACCAUGCGUGGGCGCGGAGCGAGCUGCAAAGGGCGUUUGACAAGGCGUCGGAGCUUAAAGGACAGCUGGAGCGGUAUAAAGUGGAGGCGGAGUCGUGGGAGAAGGCGUUCAAGAAGCAGCAGCCGCUUGCGAUGGUGGAGAAGGAGAGGCGGAAGAGGAAGGAGGAGGGGGUGGAGGAGUCGAGGGGGUGCGGGACGCAGACGCAGCAUCCGGCGGAUCUGUCGCUUAGAGGCGUGGCGGAUGCUGAGACCCAGACUCAGUCGCCGGAGGACUUGACGUCGAUCAGACAAGUGGUCGAUGCUGUGGCCAGGGCCAGAAUGCUUCUCGAUGUCCCAUUCGUCCUUCUGGGUCUGGCACGGCUCGAAGUCGCGGAACACAUCGCACGCUGGCUGGACAUGUACGGACAGCAAACAGUCCCGGCUUCUGACUUCGUCGAGCUCGUCGAGCAGAUCGAGACUCUCCUGGCAACAGACGAACUCACUGUCGGCAGCUUCAUCGAUUCACUGAAGGAAGCAGGUUUCAGCUUUGACACCAACAACCUCGCCCACACGAUCGAGACAUGUCUGAGACAAGUCGGCGGCGUGCCGGUCGGUAUAUCUCUCGAGGCCGACGCUGUUGAACGCCUGAACCAGGUAUAUGCUGAGCUCGCCGAGGAGAACAACCUGCCCCAGUCCCAAGUCGAAGAGAUGAAGGAGGAACUUCGCCAGGUGACACAGUGGUGCACCGAGAUGUCGAUCCGGUUGGCCGAGGGCGAGCUCAAGAGCGAAGAUAAGAGCCCGCAACAGGAGUCCAGCAGGCCCACCACCACCAGCCUCGAAGACCUGGAAGGCCUCAUAGAACACGGGCGAGCGCUCGCAGCCGAAUGCCACCGUCUUGAAGAAACCAUCUCGUCGCUCCAGCACCAGAACUCAGACCUGCAACGCAGCAACGACCGUCUCCGCGCUCAAGCCGCCGAGCAAGACGCCGCCCUCGCCACCGCUGACCGGAAGCGUCGCAAACUCAACUCUGAGAAAGCCAAAGUCGACGAAAAGUACACCCGCAUUCGCCAGUGGAUCGUAGACUCAUCAACAAACUCCGAACUGCCCCUGCCAUCGCCCUGCACACCACUGCCGCUCAACCGCAAGCGCAGGCGAGGGGCGCCAUCGUCUCCCCAGCAGCGCUCGUCGAGCGAAGAAUCAGCAGCGAGCGGCGACUGGGAGCGCAAGAGAGUCGAGGAGCUCAAGAACGGCCGUUCCAUGGCGGUCUCCACCCGCACCAGGAGGUGGGACGGAAACAGAUCGUUCCAACCGACGGUGAAUGUGGAUGUAAAGGUCGAGUUCAAGGAGGCCGAGCCCAAGGCUAAAGUGUUGGAGGUCAAGGAGACGGACGACAGCAUGGGGUACUUCUGGCGAGUUAUGAUUGUGGUAUUGCUUUUUCUCGCCUUCGCCCAGCUCGCGGGAUCGAGCUCGAGGGAUUGGCAAAGGAGAUAUGGUUAG